UUUCUAAUUUGUUUAUUUGCCCUGUUUAUUUUGUUUUUCAGGCAGAUGCAGAUAAAACCAUGUCUGCCAACCUCAAAUACCUUUCCUUGGGGAUCCUGGUCUUUCAGACGACCAGCCUGGUGCUCACGAUGCGCUACUCCAGGACUUUCAAGGAGGAGGGGCCUCGGUACCUGUCCUCCACGGCCGUGGUGGUGGCGGAGAUUCUGAAGAUAAUGGCCUGCAUUGUGUUAGUCUACAAAGACAGCCAAUGUAGUCUGAGAGCACUGAAUCGAAUCCUGCGGGAUGAGAUCCUUAACAAGCCCAUGGAAACGAUCAAACUUGCUAUUCCAUCCGGGAUAUACACUCUUCAGAACAACCUGCUCUACGUGGCGCUGUCCAAUCUCGACGCAGCCACCUACCAGGUCACGUAUCAGUUGAAGAUCCUGACGACGGCGCUGUUCUCUGUGUCUAUGCUGGGUAAAAAGCUGGGUGUGUACCAGUGGCUCUCCCUGGUGAUUCUGAUGGCCGGAGUGGCUUUUGUACAGUGGCCCUCGGAUACCCAGGAGCUGGACUCGAAGGCGCUCUCGGCCGGCUCGCAGUUCGUGGGCCUCAUGGCCGUCCUCACGGCCUGCUUUUCCAGUGGCUUCGCUGGGGUGUACUUCGAGAAAAUCUUAAAAGAAACCAAGCAGUCGGUGUGGAUCAGAAACAUUCAACUGGGCUUCUUCGGGAGCGUGUUUGGCUUGAUGGGCGUGUACGUGUACGACGGAGAGCUGGUGUCACAGAACGGGUUUUUCCAGGGCUACAACCGGCUGACCUGGGCAGUUGUUGCUCUUCAGUGUCUUCUUCCUGGGAGCCAUCCUUGUAAUAGCAGCUACUUUCCUAUACGGCUACGACCCCAAGCCUGCAGGCAACCCCACCAAAGCAUAGGGGGCGCUGCUCGCAGGGCUCGGCGGGAACCCGCAGGACUGCUCAGAGCCCAGGGAGGUGUCGCCGCUCUUCACACUGUCCAGAUGGUUGAAAACAUGAAUGUGCAGCUCAAGUCUCUGUCUAUGUGACAGCAGGCCUGUCGCCUCUAGAAAUCCAAGCUUGAGGUAUUGCCGGGAUUAGAAUCACUGCAGGGACGGGAGAUGUGCGUUUGGGGGAUCUGGCCAUUUGGACCGCCGCAGGGAUGACCUGUGCACGCGCUGCAAGAGCGCACGCAGCAGGUGUCAGCGGUCAUGUCUGCAGACGAGCUACGUCCUUCUCUUCGGUGUCUGUCUCACCCUCCGUGCAGGUCAGCAAGCCAAUGGCAUAGUCAGAGUUUGACGGUUAGGAUUGUUGCCUAUAAAGCUGUGCAGAAACAGAAGUAUGGCCUGAGAAACAUUUUCACGUACCCGAGAUUUCUAUAUUUAUACAAAAGAUUGGUAAACAAAAGAUUGCUAAAUGUUAUUCAACUACAUAAAAACUGGUGGAGUACCAUUCUGGGUCUGGCUUGUCAGAGAAUGAAAUGCAGAGUCCACGUUCACAUUCCACGUAGAGAAACACACAUUUCUCCAUCUGCCCGUCAGGUCUCUCAGCGCCUCAAAAGCAUCCCCGCUCCGUGCGGGUGGCACUGGGCACUUGGGCGCUAGCGGAGCUGUCCUGCCCCUACCUGCUUCUUUUCUGUAAAUCACAUCGUCUUUAGUGGUGCUUUAAAUUAUUCCUGUGUGUUCCAUUAAAGUUUUAAUGCGUAAUUUAAAGGGAUUAAAAACUCAUUUAUUAACUUACAAUAAAAUAAUUCUUGUCUAAUA
Messenger RNA from Myotis lucifugus (little brown bat), 1748 nucleotides. It is a transcript of the gene SLC35A3, whose product is annotated as solute carrier family 35 member A3. Gene Ontology annotation, molecular function: UDP-galactose transmembrane transporter activity. Gene Ontology annotation, biological process: pyrimidine nucleotide-sugar transmembrane transport. The coding region runs from base 60 to 1034 and encodes 324 amino acids. Lineage: Eukaryota; Metazoa; Chordata; Mammalia; Chiroptera; Vespertilionidae. The transcript has 6 exons. Gene Ontology annotation, cellular component: Golgi membrane. The record is from RefSeq and is a predicted model, not a curated record.